AUGCUGGCGAAGCUGGCCAGGCUUGUGGCUCUGCGGAGAAGCCGCGUCCUCUCCGGCCAGGGCGGCGGGAAGGGACUGUGGACGGGCCGCCCGCAGACAGAUGCUGACAAUGUGAAACCGUUGGAAGGUGUAAAAAUUCUGGAUCUAACAAGAGUACUGGCGGGACCUUUUGCUACUAUGAAUUUGGGAGAUCUUGGCGCUGAAGUUAUAAAAGUAGAACGACCAGGAGCUGGUGAUGAUACACGAACUUGGGGGCCACCUUUUGUGGGGACAGAAAGUACAUAUUUUCUGAGUGUUAAUCGAAAUAAAAAAAGUAUAGCUGUUAAUAUCAAGGACCCAAAAGGCGUGAAAAUCGUCAAAGAGCUUGCAGCUGUUUGUGAUGUCUUUGUCGAAAACUAUGUUCCUGGCAAACUGUCCGCAAUGGGCCUGGGCUAUGAAGCUAUAGACAGCAUUGCUCCUCAUAUCAUCUACUGCUCCAUCACAGGGUAUGGUCAGACAGGUCCACUGUCUCAGCGAGCUGGUUAUGACGCUGUUGCCUCUGCUGUUUCUGGUCUAAUGCACAUCACAGGGCCAGAGGGUGGAGCUCCAGUUCGUCCAGGAGUAGCCAUGACUGAUCUUGCCACUGGCCUAUAUGCCUAUGGAGCCAUUAUGGCUGGUUUGAUACAAAGAUAUAAAACUGGAAAAGGCCUGUUCAUUGAUUGUAACCUACUAUCCUCUCAGGUGGCAUGUUUGACCCAGGUUGCUGCUAAUUACCUUAUUAGCCAAAUGGAAGCGAAACGUUGGGGUACAGCUCACGGCAGUAUUGUUCCUUACCAGGCUUUUAAAACCAAGGACGGCUAUAUUGUAGUCGGAGCAGGAAAUAACCAGCAGUUCGCCACCGUGUGUAAGAUACUGAGUUUACCUGAGUUGAUUGAUGAUUCCAAGUAUAAAACUAACCAUCUUCGGGUACAGAACAGAGACGCGCUUAUUAAAAUACUAUCAUCACGGUUUGAAGAAAAAACGAGCAACAAGUGGUUACAUCUCUUUGAAGGCAGUGGGAUCCCGUAUGGUCCAAUCAACAACAUGAAGAACGUAUUUGCAGAACCUCAGGUGCUACACAAUGGCCUCAUCAUGGAGAUGAAACAUCCAACAGCAGGGACGAUUUCAGUUCCAGGCCCGGCUGUGAGAUACAGUAAGUUCAAGAUGUCAGAGGCCAGGCCGCCUCCCCUGCUCGGGCAGCACACAACACACAUCCUGAAGGAGGUUCUCAGAUAUGAUGACAUGGCUAUAGCAGAGCUGUUUAAUGCUGGAGUGGUGACUCAACAUGAAGCCAAGUGACAAAGAAGAAAUAUACAUUCUCCAAACCACCAUUAAACACAUUUUGCUGGCGAAGACAACAUUCUGAGCCCUUCUCUCAAUGCUGAGGCCACUGAAAGAAGAAUCAACAUAACUUCAGAUUGCCUACCUGGCAACAACUGGAUGACCCUGGAAUCAAGGAUCUACUGCCUUUUAAAUGUACUACGUCUUCUGUUUUCUCACAUUUUAAAUUUAAUUGUGAAUAUGUAGAAUUGUAAAAAUAUGGGGGAAAUCGGUGGGGGAGAAAGGGGACUUGGAGAUAGGUAAGGGAAAUCCCAGAGCCUGUGGAAUUAUGUCAUAAGAUAAUUUAAAGAUAUAUAUGAAAAA
Molecule: messenger RNA, 1662 nt
Organism: Ochotona curzoniae (black-lipped pika)
Lineage: Eukaryota; Metazoa; Chordata; Mammalia; Lagomorpha; Ochotonidae
Gene: SUGCT
Product: succinyl-CoA:glutarate-CoA transferase
Exons: 14
Coding region: 1-1317 (438 amino acids)
Molecular function (GO): catalytic activity
Source: RefSeq, a predicted model, not a curated record